This is a messenger RNA of Sinocyclocheilus rhinocerous, 3585 nucleotides long. RefSeq names its product GRAM domain-containing protein 4-like. Lineage: Eukaryota; Metazoa; Chordata; Actinopteri; Cypriniformes; Cyprinidae. The record is from RefSeq and is a predicted model, not a curated record. Gene Ontology annotation, biological process: apoptotic process; negative regulation of toll-like receptor 9 signaling pathway. The transcript has 18 exons.
CUGCUGUGUGUGUGAGUUCGGUGACAUCAACAAGACACGCAGAUCCGUGUUCUCUGGGGGGAUUGACAUUAACUCAGACAUAAUCAAGACUCUAGGGACAUCGCACAGCUCUUUUAGACAGCAGAGGGGAAGAGGGAUCUGGUGGGUGUAUAUUUCCAGCAGUUUUCCAGCAGGUGUUACUGAAGGGUCCAUCACAGACUAUCAGCAGGGUUCAUGAAACUUUGCUACGAUUUGCGAGCUGGGGCUGCCAUACACAAUGUUAAGGUAAAGCCUAAAGCAGCUGUGUUGAACAUGCUAAAGCGGCUGGACAAAAUACGAUUCCGUGGUCCAAAGCGAGAUGACUUCCUGGAUUUACCCGAGUCCCCCACGGGGUCGGACACUGAAUGUAGUGAUGACAUGCUGAUGAGACCUCGACCUUCAAUACGAGACAAUGACGAGCAAAGAGACCCUGCUGGUUUGGGGACUUUGUCUGUCAUGCAAGACCUGAGGAGUGAAUCGGAACGUCUCAAUGAGGUCAAGGGCCAUUUGGAAAUUGCCUUACUGGAGAAACACUUCCUACAGGAGGAACUACGGAAGCUACGAGAAGAAACCAAUGUGGAGACCCUAAAGCAGGAGCUGGAGAGAGAACGCAGCAGAAGACUUGACCUGGAACAGAAGAUGAGUGAUGUGCUGAAGACCAGGUGUGAAGAUUCUCCACCUCAGCCUCCACGGAAACAGCAGCCACCUGCAGCUAACGGCACAGACAAACAGCAGAAGGAGACAGUGUGUUCGCGGCUGCAGAGCUGGCUCUAUGAUCGGUUUGGGGUUUAUAUAGAGGAUUUUCGCUUCCAGCCCGAGGAGAACACGGUUGAGGCUGAGGAGCCACUAAGUGCUAAAAGGUUAGUGAAGAAAGAUCACCUGUGGAGGUCAUUCUUGUGAAACUGAAAUACUCUGCUCCAUUAUCAUGUCUCAGAGAUCCUUUUCUGUCUAAUUUAUAUGAAUGCAGCAUGGCAUGGCUGGGCUAUACCUUUGUUUCUAUUCUUAGCCAUUCUGAGGUUGUCACUGAACUACCUCAUAGCCAGAGGAUGGAGAAUUCAGUGGAGUAUUGUGCCUGAAGUUUCUGAACCUGUGGAACCUCCAAAGGAAGAUCUAACUGUGUCUGAAAAGUUUCAGUUAGUUCUUGAUGUUGCACAAAAAGCACAGAAUCUUUUUGGAAAGAUGGCAGACGUUUUGGAGAAAAUCAAAAAUUUGUUCAUGUGGGUUCAGCCUGAGAUCACUCAGAAAUUGUACAUCGCUCUGUGGGUGGCCUUCAUCUCCUCCUGCGUCCUGCCCUACAAGCUGAUGGGCUUCAUGAUCGGGCUUUACGCGGGCAUCAAGUUCUUUAUUAUAGACUUCCUGUUUAAGAGCUGCCCAAAACUCCGAGACAAAUACGACACUCCGUACAUCAUGUGGAACAGCCUGCCCACCGACCCUCAGCUGAAAGAACGCAGCAAUGCCACUGUGUCACGACGGCUGUCUGGGUGUGAGAAGAUCCAGCCGGUGGUAUCACGAAGUACUUUAGCCACCAUCCCGGCCGGAGUGACCCGAGAAGAAGAGAGUGGCCGUGCACACAGCACAAAGAAAGGAGCAUUCCAUGAGAUCUUCAACCUACCUGAGAUUGAGAGACCUCUGCCCGUAUGUGAGAAUGGAUGGAGAUGCUGCCUGAUAAACAGAGACAGGAAGAUGCCGACUGACUACAUUCGCAAUGGGAUGCUCUACGUCACUGAGAACUACCUGUGUUUUGAGAGCUCCAGUUCAAGAUCAGGGUCUUCAAAGAAGAACAAAGUCAUCAAACUGGUGGACAUCACAGAUAUCCAGAAGUACAAAGUUUUAUCAGUUCUGCCUGGGUCUGGAAUGGGCAUUUCUGUUGCCACCCCGUCAACACAGAAGCCACUGGUCUUUGGUGCCAUGAUACACAGAGACGAGGCCUUUGAGACAAUCUUUACCCAGUACAUGAAGAUCAUGACUACAGCCAACCCUGAGACGUAACUCACCCUUUAUCCUUCUGGAGGAUUUCUCAUUUGGAAAAAGACGAGACCAGUGUUUCCUGUCUGGUUAACUGGUUAACAUCUCAAAGACUUUUCCAACCUGAGGGAUGCAGACGGCUUCUCGUCAUGCGACUGUGACCUUUUUGGCUUUUUAAAGAUGAGCACACUGAUCAGUGUACAGACAUGUGUUUUCUACUCGUCUCUCAGUGAUUCAGAUUUCAUGUCUGGUUUUAUCCUGGAAGAGGUUUGUAAAAUGAAGCCGAUCACACAGGAUGGUCUUUAACACUUUAAACACUGUAUUAAUAAGUAUUUUUGCUCGAAAGAAAAUUGACCACAAUUUGUUCAUUUGUUAGGUAAAACAAAUUAAAAUCUUAAUUUAAGAUAUAUUUCUCUGAAACAAAGUAUUUUGCUUCUCAAUUCCAUUUACCUUUAAACAAAAUUUUGAUGUUUUAUACUGGAGAACAAGACAAAAAUACUGAUUAAUAUAAAAUGCAAUUUUGCAGUAAUUGCAUUAUAAGUUGUGUUCACACCUAUAGUGUUUUGCAGCAACAAAUGUACAGGAAAUGUAUUCAUUUUUAAUCAGAGUUUGAGCAAUUUUAGGCAACAUAAAGGUAUAGUUCAUGACUUGUGCACUAUAUUCGAUCUUGACCUUCGCAGCUCUCAAAUUAAAUUUAUGCUAGUGGUCAGCUGGAAAAAAAAUACUGUUGUUUAUUCAGGUCAGUUAUAAAGUUAAACUUUGUGCAAACUUUCAUUGAAAAUGAAUGUAAAUUAACUUUGUCACUGCAAAUCACUAUCAGUGCAAAUGACCUUUAAAACUGAUAAACAAAGCCUUGUUUUUCUUUUCUUUUUUAACAUUUGUUUACAUUGUCACUGUGUGCGCAAAUCGUACACACAAACUCACUUAAAUCUCACCUCCCAGCAAAGUGUGCUUCAUGUGUUUUUAGCAGAAUAUCUUCCCAAAUUUAACUUUGGGAAAGUGUAGUUUCGAAUGGUUUAAAAUGCCUUUCUUUUAUUUUUGUAAUGUCAUAGCAGUCAGCAGAAUCAUUGCUCAUCUAUUGAUUCACUUACAUUUGAAAACACUAGAUAUGAAGGGUGUCAAACUCAUAAAACAUUUGGUUGCACUUUAUUUUGCAGUAGUAUACUUAGAGUGUACUAUAAAUGUGUACUUAAACAAGAAAGUACUGAAUAAUAUAAGGUAACUACUUGGGGUUAAUAUGAGUUAAAUUAAGGUUUAGGGUUAGUACCUACAGUAGUUAAUUAUAAUAAGUGCAUAGUACAUACAUGGUGAACAGGACUGUAAAGUAAAGUGCUACUGAAGAUUUUUACCAAGUAUUUCAUGUAUGUCUGUCUUAUUGAUAAACACUAGUUACUUGUAAAUGUUUUGUCACUUUAAACUGUUACUAAAUGAAGUUAAAUUCAGUACAGAACAUCUUCUAUUCACAUAACACAUUCACAAAGUGACUCUGAACUCAUCUUGAUGACAAUCUUUACACUCUUUAGAAAAAUCUUUAGGUGAAUCUCAUUGAGAAAUAUCCAAAUCAUAUUUUACCCCAAAAUCAAAAGAAUGCUAAGUAACGAC